Messenger RNA from Musa acuminata AAA Group (dessert banana), 1444 nucleotides. Its product is annotated as SNAP25 homologous protein SNAP32. Lineage: Eukaryota; Viridiplantae; Streptophyta; Magnoliopsida; Zingiberales; Musaceae. Gene Ontology annotation, cellular component: plasma membrane; SNARE complex. Gene Ontology annotation, biological process: intracellular protein transport. Bases 303 to 1208 code for a protein of 301 amino acids. Gene Ontology annotation, molecular function: SNAP receptor activity. The transcript has 6 exons. The record is from RefSeq and is a predicted model, not a curated record.
AAGUUGGAGUCUUUUCUCAUCCCUCCAAGAAAAGUCGUCUUCUGCUCUUGAGAGACUCCGUCCUCCCGCUUUCCUAUCCUCUUCGCGUUCUCAGCCCACUUUCUCCGACGCGAUCGUCGCCAGCAGAGCGCAUACUUCCCUCUUUUGACUUCCACCUGCCUCUACGGUUUCUUACUUUGUCGUUGGCUCUUGGUAUCGUACGCCUAUUUGAUUUCCAAGUGCUAGGUUCCAUUGUUGAGUCUGCAAUACUGCUUUUGUUGAUAACCCUGUCAUCUUCAAACAGAAACUAAUUCUACGUCAAGAUGAGCACUAGGAGGACUCCCCUGUCGGGCAAUAAGCAACAUCAUGCCAAACCUGGACCUUCUCGCAACAACCCUUUCGAGUCUGUUUCUGACUCAGAACUUGAUCUAAACAUCAAUUCUGCUAAAACUUCGUCGGCGCCUAUGGUCAGCAAGGCAAAACUGAAAAGCAAUCAGUUUGGUGAAAAUGUUAAUGAAGAAAUUGGGUGGGAAUCAUCGGCAGCUUGGGGAUACUCAGCUGCGAAAAACAGUUACAAGAAUGACUUCCGUGAUUCAGGGGGCAUUGAGAACCAAUCUGUUCAGGAACUGGAAAAUUAUGCUGUGUACAAGGCUGAGGAGACUACAAAUAAACUAAAUGGUUGUCUAAGAAUUGCUGAAGAAAUUAGAGAAGGUGCUACAAAGACUCUUGUCACCUUGCAUCAACAAGGUGAGCAGAUUACUAGGACUCAUCAAACUGCUGCAGACAUUGAGCACGAUCUUAGCAGGGGUGAAAAGCUUUUGGGAAAUCUUGGAGGCUUGUUUUCUAAGAAAUGGAAGCCAAAGAAAACACGAGAAAUAAAAGGACCACUUCUAACAAGAGAUGAUUCUUUUAUAAAAAGGAGUAGCCACCUGGAACAGAGACAAAGAUUGGGAUUAUCAGCUCCCCGUCCCCGAUCAGAACCUCGACACUUUUCUUCUUCUGAACCUACAUCUACACUUGAGAAAGUUGAGACUGAGAAGGCAAAGCAAGAUGAUGCUCUUUCUGAUUUAAGCAACUUGCUAGGCGAAUUGAAGAAUAUGGCUAUUGACAUGGGUUCUGAGAUUGAGAGGCAAACUACGGCUUUGGAUCAUAUGGAGGAUGAUGUGGAAGAGGUAAAUUUCAGAGUCAAAGGUGCAAACCUUCGAGGACGCCGACUGCUUCGAAAGUAGAUCUCAUUUUUAUGGCUGCAUCGACACCCUAAUUAGGGCAAACUUUGUGCUUUACUGGAACAAAAUUGCCAUUGGUAUGUAUACUUGAAUGUCUCACUUGUGCCAGCAAGGAUCUUAUUGUCAACAUAUACUUCUUAAUCUUGUAUUAUAGGGCAAGUCUUUAUCUCCAUAUGAGCUACAUCUUCCAUUGACAGAUUUGAAAUGUAUUUACGUGUGGGAUGGUUAUUUAGAGAUCA